Messenger RNA from Magallana angulata, 1934 nucleotides. Its product is annotated as cysteine-rich venom protein pseudechetoxin-like. The coding region runs from base 278 to 1333 and encodes 351 amino acids. Lineage: Eukaryota; Metazoa; Mollusca; Bivalvia; Ostreida; Ostreidae. Gene Ontology annotation, cellular component: extracellular region. The record is from RefSeq and is a predicted model, not a curated record. The transcript has 10 exons.
UGAUUUGUAAUGUCUAUUAAAUUUGAUUUAUUGACUUUAGAAUGAUUAUUUCAACUUUUAUGUUGUUUGUGUUUUUUAAUAAAAAAAUAACAUAUUUUUCAUAAGGCAAAAUAUUUAAUCUCUCUCUCAAUCUCUCUCUCUCUCCCUCUCUCUUUCUCUUUCUAUCUCUCUCUCAUUAAGACACGUAGGUUACAUGUCAAUCACAUUCAUAAUAUUCCCUGACCCAACCAUAAACCAACACCAAUUAUACCAAAGCAUCACACAUAAUUAGAGCCCGAUGUCUGCGUACGCGGGGGACACUGACCACAUGGACAAGAUGAAAACGUCCUACAGAAAUCCGUUUGUUAUGAAGCACCUGUCUCUACUUGUAGGUGUUUUGUUCUUUCCUUGCUCUGGUCAUCGCAUCGAAAGAUCUACUAGUUGUGCUCAGAAGUACCAGGUAAUUCCAAAUCAUUCUGCGUGUUUACAAAAGACUGCCAUUGCUACUGAUUCCGGUAUUUCUGAUGAGGACAAAAAUGUAAUAGUCAGUAAACAUAACGAGUACAGAUCAGUUGUAAACCCACCUGCUGUAGCCAUGGCAAAAAUGUCUUGGGAUGAUGAAAUAGCCAUGAUCGCUCAGAAGUACGCUGACGCCUGUAAGGGUCUCGUUCAUGAUGGCGGUCGACAGCGGAGUAUUCCGGGUGAGUUCUCUGUGGGUCAGAACCUGGCCAGUGCGUCCUACGACCUGGCUUGGGCAGGCGUGAUCAAGCUGUGGUAUGAUGAGGUCAAGGACUUCACCCUGGGGGGAAACAAUGACUUAAAGAAAGUGGGCCACUAUACCCAGGUUGUCUGGGCGACUUCCAUAAAGAUAGGUUGUGGGUUUGCCGUCUGUGGCUCAACGAGGAGUUACGUGUGUAAUUACGGACCCGGAGGUAAUCUGGACAUAAAUAACCCGUAUGAAUCGGGAUCGGCAUGCAGCAAAUGUCCAAACAGCUGUGAUAAUAAUCUAUGUGAUUAUCAAGGCAAGGCAUGUGAGAAUGGAGGAACUAUGGACUUUAAUGCGUGCGCAUGCACCUGUAAAACACCGACCACUACUUAUGCCGGUCCGUCCUGCCAAUUGAACUGUACCGGUCAAAAGGACCGUUCCUACAUCUGCGGCCCACAGUUCACCCCAGCAAUGUGUGACAGGUUCACUAAUGUCCCCCAGGACUGUCCCACCAUGUGUAAAGUGUGCCCAUAUGCUGGGAUCGGAUUCGCGGCACCUGACGGGGGACAAGAACCAGUCAAGUCAAAUACACGGUUAUCGAUCUUAACAACGAUGAUUGUAUUGAUUUCAUUUCGAUUAAUUUUCUGAAAAUGAAUGUAAAUGUUUACGUUUGUUCAUAUCGUGUUAUGUUUUUGUGUCAGACAUUUUUGUAUGAAAUAACUGAUACAGUUUUUUAAGGGGGAGGGGGUCACUAUAAAUAUCUCUGGACCAUACUUGUCAAGAUUCAUCGGUAAAAGAAGCAAUGGGAUAAAAUUGAAGAAUAAAUAAUAAUAAUAACCUAACAGAUUCUUACCCUUACACCAUAAAUCCUGAUUCUAUAGGGGGGGGGGGGGGGGUUAUCUCACAAUUAUAUAGAGGCCCCCUUGUUCACCAAAACUAUGUGCAUAUAUGUACGUUAUUUGUCUGCUUACAAACAGUAAACUAUAAAAAAUCAACUUUAACUCAAAUUUGUACCCAUAAUACAUGGCCCCUGGUAAAUAGGGUCUUAACUUUUUAAUGUUUUUUUUGCUUUGUAUCUGUAGUUUUAUCAGAAAAUUAAAAUGUUGAAAUCUUUACGACCGACACACCAAAUCUGUUGGUCGGGUCACCCUUAAAUCUUAAUUUAUGUUACUUUACUGCUCAAUGUAACGUCAUGUAUCUUUAUAAAUGUACAAUAUAUUAUGACAAUAAAGAAAAAGAACAAUUAUUA